This is a messenger RNA of Mugil cephalus (flathead mullet), 2828 nucleotides long. RefSeq names its product tyrosine-protein kinase yes-like. Gene Ontology annotation, biological process: innate immune response; protein phosphorylation; cell surface receptor protein tyrosine kinase signaling pathway. Gene Ontology annotation, molecular function: non-membrane spanning protein tyrosine kinase activity; ATP binding; signaling receptor binding. The record is from RefSeq and is a predicted model, not a curated record. Lineage: Eukaryota; Metazoa; Chordata; Actinopteri; Mugiliformes; Mugilidae. Gene Ontology annotation, cellular component: extrinsic component of cytoplasmic side of plasma membrane. The transcript is spliced from 12 exons. Bases 971 to 2632 code for a protein of 553 amino acids.
AACCACGCCCUUGUUUGGCAAGGUAAAAUUAUAAUUUUUGUCAGCGGAGUCUGGUGGCCUUGUAGAAAGCAGUAACGGCUUCAAUCUGGAAGCUUUGCUUUCCACCGUCUACUGUAAUUAACGCACUCACUAAUAAUGAGUGCAUUAUCUCUAAUUGGCCAUUGUAGAUAAGUACUUCACACAAAAGAAACCGAACUAUCCCUUUAAAAUAAAUAACUAAUCAUGAGGCUGCACUAACAGCCGCGCAACCAGCAGGGGGAGCCAAAUACCUGCAUUUAUAAUUUUAAAAGCUCAUUCCUUUUUCUCCAUGAAACCAUCCUCCUCCUCUGGCCGCUCUCCGCUCUCCUUCUCCCCUCACACUGUUUUCUCUCUACCAUCAUUGUUAUUUUUUCUUCCUCCUCUUCUUCUCCUUCUCCUCCGGCUCUUUCUCACUGACCGACUCAUGCACCGGCUCUUCUCAGACCAGCUGCGCCGGACGGAUCCGUGUCUGUAUCUCCAGCUGUGUGGCUCCAGUCCCGCAGGCAGGGUCGGCCAUGUUGUUGUGUGGGGGUUGAUGGAAGUUUAGUAGUAGGAAGUAGAGAGGCUACAAAGCGCUGGGAUACUUCAGGAUCCCACUUCUUCUUUUUCUUCUUCUUCUUUUUCUUCUCCCUCCUCCUCUCCUUCUCCUUUCUCCCCUUCUUCUUAAUCCCUGCCAUGCCUCUGCAGGAUUCCUCCUCUCUGACCCGUGCGCUCUGGCAACAAUGAUCUCCUCCAUCUCCAUCUUCAAGACUGCAACAUUUGCUUUGAUUUAACUUAAAAGCUCCGCUGGAUGGAUGAAGUGAGGAUGAGGGCGGCUCGGACCCGGCUGGAAUAACUCGGAUUUUUAUUUAAUUUAUUUAUUUUCCACCGAUCCGAUCCGGUUCGAGGAAAAGGGAGAAAGGAAAACAUCCGAAGAAAGAAGGACGCAGAUUUGUGAAGGCGGAGCACGACGAUGGGCUGCGUUAAGAGCAAAAAUGACAAAGGCGCGACGAUGAAGUACCAGGCAGAGAGUUCCCCGACGCCAGAAGCCAACGCCGCCGCCGCCACCACGCCGCACGUCGGCCACUAUGGGCCAGAUCCCACACAGCUGCAGCAGAAUCAGGCCGCCUCAUCUACGUCUGGCUCUGGGGCCGCGAAUUUCAACCACACCCUCACGCCGUUCGGGGGCUCCUCAUCCGCCAUGACCCCCUUUGGAGGAGCGUCCUCCUCCUUCUCUGGUCCUGUGUCCAACUCCUUCUCUGGUGCUGUCUCAAGCGGCGUUACCUUCUUUGUGGCCUUGUACGACUAUGAAGCCAGGACAUCAGAUGAUCUUACGUUUAAAAAGGGAGAUCGCUUCCAGAUCAUCAACAACACAGAGGGAGACUGGUGGGAGGCUCGCUCCAUCAACACAGGGAAGAAAGGCUACAUCCCGAGCAAUUACGUGGCCCCUGCUGACUCCAUCCAGGCUGAAGAGUGGUACUUUGGCAAAAUGGGGCGCAAAGAUGCCGAGAGGUUGCUGCUGAACCCGGGGAACCAUCGAGGAACUUUCCUGGUGCGAGAAAGUGAAACGACUAAAGGUGCUUAUUCUCUCUCCAUACGGGACUGGGACGAGACCAAAGGAGACAACGUGAAACACUACAAGAUCCGCAAGCUCGACAGCGGGGGAUACUACAUCACCACGCGAGCGCAGUUUGACACGUUGCAGAAGCUCGUCAAACACUACACAGAGCAUGCAGACGGGCUUUGCCACAAGCUGACCACGGUUUGCCCCACCGUCAAGCCUCAAACCCAGGGGUUGGCUAAAGACGCCUGGGAGAUUCCCCGGGAGUCCCUGCAACUGGAGCUCAAACUGGGCCAGGGCUGCUUCGGAGAGGUCUGGAUGGGCACGUGGAACGGCACCACGAAGGUGGCCAUAAAGACGCUGAAACCGGGAACCAUGUCGCCCGAGGCCUUCCUCCAAGAGGCUCAGAUCAUGAAGAAGCUCAGGCACGACAAGCUGGUGCCUCUUUAUGCUGUGGUGUCCGAGGAGCCCAUCUACAUUGUCACGGAGUACAUGGCCAAAGGAAGCUUGCUUGACUUCCUCAAAGAAGGCGACGGCAAAUUCUUGAAACUCAUCUUGCUGGUGGACAUGGCUGCGAAGAUUGCGGACGGCAUGGCUUUCAUCGAGAGGAUGAACUACAUUCACAGGGACCUGCGAGCUGCCAACAUCCUCGUGGGUGAGAACCUGGUCUGCAAGAUCGCCGACUUCGGUCUGGCCAGGUUGAUAGAAGACAACGAGUACACGGCGAGGCAAGGAGCCAAAUUCCCCAUUAAAUGGACGGCCCCCGAGGCUGCGCUGUACGGCCGCUUCACCAUCAAGUCCGACGUCUGGUCCUUUGGCAUCCUGCUCACCGAGCUCGUCACCAAAGGCAGAGUGCCCUACCCAGGUAUGGUGAACCGCGAGGUGCUGGAGCAGGUGGAGCGCGGCUACCGCAUGCCCUGCCCCCAGGGCUGCCCCGAGUCCCUGCAUGAGAUGAUGAAGCUCUGCUGGAAGAAGGAGCCGGACGAGAGGCCCACCUUCGAGUACCUGCAGUCCUUCCUGGAGGACUACUUCACCGCCACAGAGCCCCAGUACCAACCGGGAGAGAACCUAUAGCCGGGACUGCUGCGGGAAAAGUCGACUGGACACUGCGUCAGUCACGCAAACCACUACUUGCUCUCCAAUUAUCAUUUUUUUUCCUUCAUAUCAGUGUCCAUUUACAUUUUCCUGUAUUCCAUAUUUCACUUAUGGUACUACGCGAAUCUUAGUUGUGUAAAUUCAGACAUGUAUAAAAAGACAUAUAUCCAUUUGA